Emiliania huxleyi CCMP1516 is the source of this 1656-nucleotide messenger RNA. RefSeq lists its product as hypothetical. The transcript has a single exon. The record is from RefSeq and is a predicted model, not a curated record. Gene Ontology annotation, cellular component: membrane. NCBI's taxonomy places the organism in Eukaryota, Haptophyta, Isochrysidales, Noelaerhabdaceae. Gene Ontology annotation, molecular function: transmembrane transporter activity. The coding region runs from base 1 to 1656 and encodes 551 amino acids. Gene Ontology annotation, biological process: transmembrane transport.
AUGGUGCGCCCCAUUCCCGCCGCGGAGCCACCGGACGGUGCUGCCGGGAAGGAGGCGGACCUGGACGAGAUCCUCGAUGAGAUGGGAUGGGGUCGGUUCCAGUGCUUACACUGCGCGCUCAUGGCGUACGUGUGGUUCGUGGGCGCGCUGCAGACCCUCUUCAUGGUGUUUGCCAAGCCCGGCCUCAGGGCCGAGCUCCAUAUCGAGUCCUCACACACCUCCGCCCUCAACUCGCUCUUUUUCGUCGGCAUGCUUGUGGGCGCGCCCGUCUGGGGCGCCGCAUCGGACCGGCUUGGGCGGCGGCGCGCCUUCAACAUCGUCAUGGUCCUUUACGUGGCGUGCAGCUUCGCCGAGGUCGUCGCGCCCUCGUACGCAGCCUUUGCCGCCGCCCGGCUCGUCCUCGGCUUCCUGCAGGCGGGGCAGGGCCUCAUCUCCUUCGUGCUGUGCGUUGAGCUCUUCAGCGCGAGCCGCUCCGCGACCGUGGGAUUCGUCGUCGCGGUCGCCUUCUCCGCGGGCAUCGUCACCCUCUCCCUCGUCGCCGCGGCCACCGACGCGGCUUCGCACUGGCGGCUCUACGCGGCGGUGCUCUUUGCGCUCGAGCUGCCCGUCCUGCUCUUCCUCGGCUGGCUCGUCGAGUCGCCCCGCUGGCUCCUCAGCCGCCGCGGCGCUGAAGCCGCGGCGCGCGUGCUCCGGCGCGUCGCCGCGGCCAACCGGCAGCAGGAGCGGCCGCUGCGGCCGCCGCAGGCGGGGGGCGGCGGCGCGGGCGGCGAGGGCGAGGGGUUGGCUGCGUUGCUGCGUGGCCCAAAGGUGCGGCAGCGGCUGCUGCUGAUGGUCGUGCAGUGGUGCGUCGUCUCGUUUGUUUACUACGGCCUCUCCUUCAACGUGGGCAACCUCUCCGAGAGCGUGCACCUCAACAACGCGCUCUCGGGCUUGGUCGAGGUGCCGGGCUACGGAGGGUCCACCCUCCUCGCCGACCGGUACGGCCGCAGACCCCUGCUGGCGGGCUGCCUGCUCGGCGCGGGCGUCGCCUGCCUCGUCGCUGCGCUGCCGCUGCCGACCGCCGCCAUCACCUUUGCCGCGAUGAUGGGCAAGCUCGCCGCCUCCGGCGCCUUCAACGUCGCCUACUUCUACGGCGCCGAGCUCUUCCCCACGUCGGUGCGAACCGCCGCGAUCGGCGCGUGCUCGCUCGCCGCGCGCGUCGGGGGCAUCGUCGCCCCGCAGGCGCUUCUGCUGGUCCCCGUGGCGGGCACGGCCGCCGUGAUGGCCAUCUUCGGAGCCGCCUCCCUCGCGAGCGGCCUCGUCGCGCUUAGCCUGCCGGAGACGUUGCACCGGCCGCUGCCAGACACGGUCGCAGACAUCGACCCGCCCGGCGACGCGCCGCCGGGCAGCAGGCGCUGGUCGGGCUGCUGCCCGACGCGGCACGCCCAGCUGCUGGACAGACGAGCGGUGGCGAGCGCAAGCAGCGGCGUGGAGGUCGGGGUUGGCGGGCGAGCCGAGGGUUGCGGUGCACACGAAGGCGGCGCGCCGCAGCCGCCGUUGGACCCAGGGUUGGAGGCGGAGGAGGACGCGAUGGGGGUACCAACGGUGUAUGGGGUGCCCAUAUCGAGGUCGUUGGGUGUGGAGCGACGAGGGUGUAACAAUAAUACAAAGAUCUAA